AUGGCGUACAGGGCGGAGGACGACUACGACUACCUCUUCAAGGUCGUUCUCAUCGGCGACUCCGGCGUCGGCAAAUCCAACCUGCUCUCCAGGUUCACACGCAACGAGUUCAGCCUCGAGUCCAAGUCCACCAUCGGGGUCGAGUUUGCCACCAGGAGCAUCAGGGUCGACGACAAGGUCGUCAAGGCCCAGAUCUGGGACACCGCAGGCCAGGAGAGGUAUCGAGCAAUUACAAGUGCGUACUAUAGAGGGGCUGUUGGCGCACUUGUCGUGUACGAUGUGACACGCCAUGUGACCUUUGAGAAUGUGGAGAGGUGGUUAAAGGAGCUUCGGGAUCACACUGAUGCAAACAUUGUCAUCAUGCUUGUUGGCAACAAAGCUGAUCUGCGACACCUUAGAGCCGUAUCCGUGGAGGAUGCCAAGGGCUUCGCCGAGAGGGAAAGCACCUUCUUCAUGGAAACAUCCGCACUUGAGUCCAUGAACGUCGAGAGUGCUUUCACCGAGGUCCUAACUCAGAUCUAUCGUGUGGUCAGCAAGAAGGCCCUUGACAUUGGCGAUGACCCUGCUGCUCCACCAAGAGGGCAAACCAUCAACGUUGGUGGCAAGGAUGAUGUCUCUGCUGUGAAGAAGUCAGGGUGCUGUUCAUCCUAA
This is a messenger RNA of Miscanthus lutarioriparius, 651 nucleotides long. Lineage: Eukaryota; Viridiplantae; Streptophyta; Magnoliopsida; Poales; Poaceae. The record is from the annotation of a GenBank genome assembly.